Molecule: messenger RNA, 1456 nt
Organism: Drosophila hydei
Lineage: Eukaryota; Metazoa; Arthropoda; Insecta; Diptera; Drosophilidae
Product: extensin
Exons: 1
Coding region: 48-1403 (451 amino acids)
Source: RefSeq, a predicted model, not a curated record
GUUGGGAAUUCGCGACACGAGGUUAAAUUUGGAAACGUCAACGCAAAAUGCACAAUUCCUGGAACUGUUUGCAGGUCGCAUUGCUCUGCGGUUGCUGCUGCCUCAUUGGUUGGUGCGCAGAGGCGCAGGCGCUCCAGCGCGAUGAAGCUAGCAUGUCCAAUAGCAUUGCAACACCUGGCCAGCCCUUGUACUACCUGAUGGCCGAUGCGGGCUCCACAGUGGGUCCAAAUGUUGAACUGAAGCGUACGAAUCGAUCGCUCAUGAAGUGGUGGGAAGACUUAUUUCGACAAAACAAUUGCUGCAACGGCAACAACAAUAAUUUGCUCUACAAUAAUAAUUUGCCGCCCGGCUUACCUGUCAUCCCGAAUAACAACUGCAAUGGAUUGCAGCUGAACCAACUGGAUCCCUUUAAGCAAAUGCAACUGUUCAAGAAACUGCCCGAUCUGUGGGGCAAUACGUGUGCGGGUCAGUGCGGCCAGUGUGGUGGCCAGCAGCCGCUGAACAAUUAUGCUCCAGCACCUGCUCCUGGCUAUGGCGGCGAAGGUUAUGGUCCAUCUGAGCCGCAGCCACAGCCACAGCCUCAGCAGCCACAGCCAGCGGCUCCAGUUGACUACAAUGCGGCACCAGCGCCACCUAGCGGCGGCUAUGAGACGCCCAACCCCAGCUACGAUGGUCCCGGCGAUGGAGAUGCAGGCUAUGUGGCACCAGCACCAGUACCAGCACCGCCACCACAAGCUGUAGAAUACGCGACGCCUGAGCCGCCAGCCGCCGGCUAUGAACCACCGGCACCACAACCGAGCUAUGAGCCUGAGUCGCCUGCCCCAGCACCAGCACCAGCACCAGAGAGCUACAGCAAAGUGGAAGAGUAUGCGCAACCUGCCAAGACCUACAGUGGUGCACAGCCACCGCAAAUCGUAUAUCAACCCAUUAUUUAUUUGUCGACCUCGCCCGCUGCUAAGGAUGAACUGGCCAACCAGUUGAAACAGUCGGAGCUAAACUAUGAGAAGCCAACAGAACAGCCACCACCACCACCAGCACAGCAGCUUUACGAGCAACCAGCUCCAGCACCACUAGAAAAUCCUGCUUAUGCCCCACAUCCAGCACCACCCGCACCUUGUAAUGCACCCACAUGCGCAGGUUACAUGCCCAUAUGGAGCGUGCCUUUCUAUAGUUACCCAACGGCACCUGCCCCAGCACCAACCCCAGCACCAGCUCCAGCUCCUGCCUAUGUAGCGCCACCAGCACCACAGCCAACACCACCAGCAGCUGCCUAUAGCUCCUCUUCUUGCCAGACGCCCAUUCGAUUGUCUCUUAUUGAUCAACCCUAUCGAGUGGCACCCGAACUCUUCCAAGAAUACAACUACCGCUUGGCCUUGGACGAAAGGAAUAUAUAUAGUAGAUGAAUACUGGAAAGAUCAUUAAGACUUAACUGUAAAUAAAAUGUAUGUAAAUGCUG